Molecule: messenger RNA, 2347 nt
Organism: Lathyrus oleraceus (garden pea)
Lineage: Eukaryota; Viridiplantae; Streptophyta; Magnoliopsida; Fabales; Fabaceae
Exons: 2
Coding region: 318-2069 (583 amino acids)
Molecular function (GO): zinc ion binding
Source: RefSeq, a predicted model, not a curated record
AGGAAAUGGCGAUAAGGCCCAUGUUUGACCAAAAGAACCCUAAUUUCAAGUGAGAAUACCAACUCUACCCUCUUGUCUCUCUCCGUUUCUGGUUUCUGCCAUUGGAUCUCACUCUCUCUCUCUCUUUCAACACCUUCUUCUUCCUCCUCCUCCUCGCAUUUUCAGAAAGGAUUAGAGUAUUAAUCAUGGUUCAGAUUGGAAUACUAAUUGCAGACUAUUGAAUGUGAUAGAGAAAAUGGUGCUGUUACUAAUUUAUUACAGGUUUGAGUUCUUGACUAUUACUGCAUACAAGUUUAAACCUUAAAACAGUUAACUCUAUGGAGGACCACAAUUUUGUUGUUGGUCAAGAAUUCCCCGAUGUCAAGACAUUUCGGAAUGCUAUUAAAGAAGCUGCUAUUGCGCAACAUUUUGAACUUCGUAUUAUCAAAAGCGACUUGAUUCGAUACUUUGCUAGAUGUGCCUCUGAGGGAUGUCCGUGGCGGAUUCGUGCUGUUAAGCUCCCCAAUGCCCCGACAUUUACUAUAAGAAGUCUUGAAGGGACGCAUACUUGUGGAAGAAAUGCGCUCAAUGGCCACCACCAGGCUUCUGUGGAUUGGAUUGUGAGUUUUAUAGAAGAAAGGUUACGAGAUAACAUCAAUUAUAAACCAAAAGAUAUUUUACAUGACAUCCAUAAGCAAUAUGGUAUAACGAUACCGUAUAAGCAAGCUUGGCGUGCCAAGGAACGGGGCCUUGCGGCAAUAUAUGGCUCUUCUGAAGAAGGAUUUUAUCUACUUCCUUCAUAUUGUGAAGAAAUAAAGAAAACAAAUCCUGGAAGUGUUGCAGAGGUGUUUACCACUUGUGGAGAUAACCGUUUUCAGAGACUUUUUGUUUCCUUUUAUGCAUCAAUUCAUGGUUUUGUUAAUGGUUGUUUGCCCGUUGUUGCUCUCGGGGGAAUUCAGCUGAAAAGCAAAUACCUUAGCACAUUCCUAUCAGCGACUUCUUUUGAUGCGGAUGGUGGGUUGUUUCCACUUGCUUUCGCCGUUGUCGAUGUAGAAAAUGAUGAAAGCUGGACAUGGUUCCUGUCUGAGUUGCAUAAGGCACUAGAGGUGAAUAUUGAAUGCAUGCUUAAGAUUAUAUUUUUAUCAGAUGGGCAUAAGGGUAUUGUGGAUGCAAUAAGAAGGAAGUUUCCGAAAUCUUCGCAUGCAUUCUGCAUGCGUUACUUAAGCGAAAGCAUUGGCAAAGAAUUCAAGAACUCUAGGCUUAUCCAUCUUCUAUGGAAGGCUGCAUAUGCUACUACGACUAUUGCAUUCAAAGAAAAAAUGGCGGAAAUAGAAGAGCUCUCUCCCGAAGCCGCCAAGUGGUUACAGCAAUUUCAUCCUUCCCAAUGGGCUCUAGCAUAUUUCGAAGGUACGAGAUACGGUCAUUUGUCCUCUAAUAUUGAAGAGUUCAAUAAAUGGGUUCUUGAAGCCCGGGAGUUGCCAAUUAUCCAAGUGAUCGAGCGGAUUCAUAGCAAACUUAAAACUGAGUUUGAUGACCGGUGUUUGAAAAGCGGUUCAUGGUGUUCUGUACUUGCUCCAUCUGCCGAGAGGCGAAUGGUCGAAGCCAUUAAUCAUGCAUCCACCUAUCAAGUCCUUAGAUCAGACGAGGUAGAGUUUGAGGUUAUUUCAGCUGAUCGAUCUGAUAUUGUAAAUAUUGGCAGUCAUAGCUGUUCCUGCCGUGAUUGGCAGCUAUAUGGGAUACCUUGUUCCCACGCCGUUGCUGCUCUUAUCUCAUGUCGUAAGGAUGUCUACGCAUAUACGGCAAAGUGUUUUACUGCUGCAAGUUACAGGGAUACUUAUGCAGAGGUGUUACAUCCCAUCCCUGGAAAAAUUGAAUGGAGGAAAACAGAUGAAUCUUGCUUGGAUAAUGAUAUCGUAGUUGUGCGGCCGCCAAAAUUUCGCCGACCUCCAGGGCGACCGGAAAAGAAACGGAUUUGUGUGGAGGACAAUAAUCGCGACAAACAUACAGUGCAUUGUAGUCGAUGUAAUCAAACCGGACAUUACAAGACUACAUGCAAAGCAGAGAUGAUUAGUAGUAUACAACAGUUUUAGGUGUCUGAUUUUGUACUAUGUAGUAGUUUAACUUAAGAUCUAGUCUCUAAAGAACUCAUGUUUAGGCCACACAUGUCAUUAAGACCAUGUAAGAUAGUAUAAAUCACCCUUAAAUCCGUUUGUGUAAUGAAGAGUGUUUGAACUUUGAAGCGUGGAUUUAGCAAGGUUGAAAACUAAUCAUACCACGCAAUGCAUGUAUUGAAUGUCAUUAUGUAAAUUGGAUAAUCUUCAAUUUAUGUGAUUCCUGAGACUAAUUAUAAUCAAAACUUGUCCAACAA